CACAAUCCACAUUGGGCAUACCAUACAUUAACGAGUACCGACGCAGCAAUAAAAAGGUAACUCGCAUCUCACGAAGAUUCCCCGGACAUCCGCCGACAACUUGCCGUCAUUAGUCCUUGUUUCGCGACGCGCUCUUUUAAGAGCUGAUGAUCUUAGAUGGCAUCAUACCCAGAUCCAUCUGCUGGCGAUGUGCCGUCAAUUUCGGCAAGUCAGCCCACAACGCCGCAUCAACAACAGCAACCGACUCCACAACAGCAAGAUUAUGAUUCACUACCAUCGCCAGUCUCGGUGCCGGCUACCACUGUCGCGCAUCAUGGACUUCAAGUCUUGCAAGCCACAACUGGGGCUCCUUCAACUCCCGGACCCGACGCAAAUGAAUUAGCACAGCAGUAUGCGCAGUCGGCGACGAUGCAAAUGGGUGAUCAUCAAUUCGCUCCUCCUCCCUCUAUUGACACAUCAAUCACAGCGACGCCUGGCUCGCAGAAAGUCACGCGUUUACGCCGUGCCUGUGAUAUGUGUAGUCAACGCAAGGUGAAGUGCGACGAGAGUGGUCCGCCGUGUAAACCAUGCUCGGACCUUCAAGUUGAGUGCACCUUCAAUCGAACUAUGAAGCGGCGCGGUCCGCCGAACAAGCACGCCGAGGCUGCUAGACUAGCGAAGCGACCGCGUAACGAAGAUGUGUCGCCCCCUCCUCAUCACGCAGCUGAGACUCUAGUUUCAAUCGCUGCUCAUAAUGGUCAGGCUGUAGCCGGAAUAGACGCUGAGACGAUUGCUCCUUGGCCUAUUUUGGAACUACUGGUGGACGACUUCUUUACCUACAUACAUCCUCUAAUGCCAUUUCCUCACGAACCGACGUUUCGCGCAGCAUUGACUAGCCGUAUGGAUAGAUCCAGCGGCGAGUUUCUGGCCUUGGUUGCUAGUAUGGUGGGAGUCUUGGUCGCUUCGUUUCCUCGAAGCGCACGAUCUCACCUUAAGGCCCAGGAUAGUACAGGUCUAUUCUCCUCCGCGGUGGAUAUGAUCGAUCACUGCCGCGCAAUUGCAUUGGAAGCUCGAGGUGCUCAGUUCAUGGUGAAGGAUGAUAUGAGCGUCGACGUUGCCGCGACAAGCUACUUCCUAGGCCUUGCUGCGGCCCAUACCCUGCAGUGGCGAUUAUGCAAGCGUUUCCUCACUGAGACGAUGACUUUCUGUAGAGAACUGCUUGGUACUUACCAGCAAAGUGGUCUCUCUACUGUAGCACAGCGUAUCCCCGGUCUCACUCAAAUGUUCAACGCUUCCGCCAAUGGACCUAUUGAUCAUAUCAAGGAUCAGAUUAGCAAGAGAAUAUUCUGGGUAAUGGUUGCUGGUAUUAGAUCGAUGACUCAAUUAGGAGUAUCCAUUAAUGAGAUACCUUUACCUCCUCCAACUUCCCAGGAACCGUACCCUGAACAACCUAUUGAAGUGGACGAUCAGUAUAUUUACUCAACUCAAAUACUUGCCCAACCGGAGGAUGUCGCCUCUCUCAUUGUCGGAUUUAACCGCAAUAUCCGAGUUUACAUGACCAUGAAUGAAUUGGUCGGCGUGGAUAUGUGUUACGGAAUUAAUUUCUUCGAUUGGACUGCACAGAAGAACAUUCUCAGCAACGGACUUGCUGCUGCCAAGCAAGCUGCCGACGACUUACCUCCCGAACUUCAAGUGAAGACAGAUAACCUUCAACAUCUUGAAAACCACACGAUGGGUUUCGACGAUUCAGAUCUGGAAUACUACCCUCCUGCCCUCCCUAUCACGCAACCUGCCAAUGACUUGCGGCGUAUCUUUGCGGAGCAGCCUUUGCGCCGCCGACACCUCCAGUUUGAGAUCCAGAAAGCGAAUAUUCAGCUAUCACAGCUAGCUACUCGCUCAUACUUUGUUGAGCGAUAUCUGAACCUACGAGAUAUUCGCCGUGCCGAUCCGAAUUUCGCCGAGAGGGCGAAGACGGAGGAAAAGGAUGAUCGAGACAGCAUGAUGGAGAACGAGCGAGAGGUGAUCGUUCAGAAUCUUGUGACCGUGCUGGCAUCUAUUAGUCAACGCAAUAUGGAGCCCAACGGAUGUUCUCUGAUCAACAAGAUCAGACAAGUGGCUAGCACGUUGGUAGAGGAUAGCAACAGCGCAGAACACAAGGAACAAGUUGCGACUAAGGCUAAGGGGUAUCUCAACGGCUUUCUUGAUAUUCUCAUGAAGUUGGAGAAGAUAGGAGCAGCGCCUAGAGCUGAGACGAUGACCCCUCAAGACGAGGAAGAAGAACUACGAAACUGGACGAGCCUCAAGGAGUAUCAACUACGGUUCCUGUCAACUGGUGGAUUCAUGGGAGACGGCUAUUAGUACCAACCGACCCCGCCGUUGCCCGCGUAUUACUGGUCAUAUUAAUGCCCUUACGAUAACAAAACAAAACCUCAUCAUACCCCGAAUUUCGCUUCUCUACUGUUAGCUAUUCUCACCACUACGGGAACGCCAAAAAUACCUAAGUUGCCUUGUGAUCGGGGCUGCAAGUUUGACUUUGAGGUUGAAGUACCUUAGCUUGCGAUAUUGUACAUAGCUCUGCUCAUCGAUAAAGCCGUCAUAUGGCAUACCCUCUGCAGACCUCUGCGAGUACCUUUAAAUCGACGAAUCCAUGCAACUCUGC
Messenger RNA from Annulohypoxylon maeteangense, 2638 nucleotides. RefSeq lists its product as uncharacterized. Gene Ontology annotation, molecular function: DNA-binding transcription factor activity, RNA polymerase II-specific; zinc ion binding. The transcript is spliced from 3 exons. Lineage: Eukaryota; Fungi; Ascomycota; Sordariomycetes; Xylariales; Hypoxylaceae. The record is from RefSeq and is a predicted model, not a curated record. The coding region runs from base 157 to 2337 and encodes 726 amino acids. Gene Ontology annotation, biological process: regulation of DNA-templated transcription.